Messenger RNA from Cotesia congregata, 519 nucleotides. Lineage: Eukaryota; Metazoa; Arthropoda; Insecta; Hymenoptera; Braconidae. The record is from the annotation of a GenBank genome assembly.
AUGGUUAAUAAGAUGUGUCUGAUGAAUAAAAAAGGAAAAAAUCUAUAUACAUUUGCACAUGAGUUCAAACUCCCAACCAACUCAGAGUGGGUGAAAUUGCCCGCUUUUACCAUCGAAGAUAUUCCUUCUUCCGAGUUUGACAUCAUCGCACAAGUAGCUUAUGAUUACUCAGAAAAAAGUUACCUACGACCAGCAGUUGCAAUCAUAACAGUACAACUGACAAAUCAGGAACCGUUAGUUGACCGCGUAGUGCAUUGGGAAAAAAUUUUUGAAGUUAAUAACUUAAUACUUUCAUAUACUUCUAAUACAUGUCCAGAAAAAAAGGAAAAACCUGUUCACUGUAUGGGACGAUAUCAUACCUUCUGUAUGACAAUUUCUUGUUCAAUAUUCUGGCACGGAUUUGUUGAAGACUUGUACUGUUUAGAUGUGUGCAAACAUGUACAAGAUCAUUUCAAGAGUCAUGAAUUCAGCGAUGUGAAAAUCAAAGUCGAAGACAAUGAAUUUUUCGCGCAUAAAUAG